Endocarpon pusillum Z07020 is the source of this 2325-nucleotide messenger RNA. RefSeq lists its product as uncharacterized. The record is from RefSeq and is a predicted model, not a curated record. The transcript has 2 exons. The coding region runs from base 1 to 2325 and encodes 774 amino acids. Lineage: Eukaryota; Fungi; Ascomycota; Eurotiomycetes; Verrucariales; Verrucariaceae.
AUGGAUCGCAAGAAACCUCCUUCCGCUUUCCGGUUGAGCUUGCAGGGCCUGCCUUAUGAUCAGACCGUUCCAGAUCGACCGCCCAUACCCAUCACCACACGAUCUGCAGAACCUACAGCUGAACAAUACAAAACUUACGGCAUUGCGCAGCCUACGUAUAUGAGCGCAAGGUCAGGGUUGGAUCAAGAGAAGGGCCCCAGAUGCGACUCGGGGUUGGCUGCAACGUCCGUGAGAGAUAGCGCAAUCACUGUCCACACCGAAGACCACUCUGCUGGGAGCAUUAGAUCUGCUCUAAGCGUGCCUCAGAUCCUGCUAGACAACCAGGCAAUCUCAGUUCCGCCGCCACACAGAAGUGAAAGAGCAUGGCUUGAUGUGAAGCAGACAAAUUCAAUACCAUCACCAUCUACAACUAUUGAUCGUCCUUUCCAAGGCCUCACACUGGACAUCUCAACCGGUGAUCUAGUGGACGAUUUUCAACCCGAGAGGAUAGAGUUCAGCAAAAGGGGGAGCAUGUUAUUUGGGGGCAGAAAGGUUACUGAACCAGCGAAGCCGGUCAAUGGCCUACUACAACCGGGAUUCGGAAGUCGUCGCGUCAAGUCCAACCCAUCGCUCAGGAAGAGGCCUGCAGCAAAGGUUUUAUCUACGGACGAAGAGUUGCUCUCGCAUAAAGUUAGAUCAUACUACGAGUCAGGAACGGACUGUGCAAAUGGUUGGGACCAAGACUCGUUUCUAGGGCAGCAAAUGAGUCGGCAAUGGCAAGAUACCUGUGCGAGCCUGGAGGGUACUUCUGUUAAGACAUCAAUUUCUGAUGUUCGCAGCGAUCCUUCUACAGCAGAUCAGACUCCUGAGUCGCGAAGAGAAAGGACGAUCGAGAAAGAAGAGCUCGAGUUGGCAGGCGGCUUAGAAUAUUGGCGAGAUAUCCAGAAUGGGGAUGUGGACAGAUACGGUUUCAUUAUGCCGCGGAGCUCUACGGUGGACGCCGUCAACAGUGGUGCUAUGAAGCGAUCACGUUCUUCUAGGGAGCCACCAGCUUUACAACGAGUUUCGACAAGUCUACAACUGGCAGCUGAUGCUCCAAGGCGGAAACUCGCGAUGAGAAGAAGCCCAAGCAAUGCAAAUAGUGUGCAGUCAGCAAUUCCAGGACAGAUGUCGAUCAGACAACCAAAGAUUCGAAUCACAAGGCCUAGGUCUUCACAAAGCUCAUAUCAAGGAAGUUUAUCCGGUGGCAGUUCGAGAUUACGGCAAGCAACGAACCGAUUACCACAUAAUCGUGAUCGCAGAUUCAUGGAUGAGGCGGGAGAUAUGUUGACGCUACCGUAUGGCUUGGGAGAUAUUGCCGAGAACGGCGAGUCUGAAGCCAGAGAGGUGCAUGUGCGAAGAAAGGAGGUCGAACGGGAUGAGAAGUGGCGUAAGAUGGCCAAAGUGGUGUCAAAGACACCGGAUGGAGGAGGUACACGGUUUGAAUUCGACACCCACAGCCCCAAGCUGAUAGAACGAACAUGGAAGGGCAUUCCCGACCGAUGGCGCGCAACCGCAUGGCAUGCCUUCUUGUCAGCAAGUGCCAAAAAGAGGAAAGAGAGUUUGUCUGAUGAAGAGCUCAUCGCGAUUUUCCAUGAGCAUCAAUCUGACAGUUCACCGGACGAUGUACAGAUCGACAUCGAUGUUCCGCGAACUAUCAGCAGCCACAUCAUGUUCAGAAGAAGGUACCGAGGUGGUCAGAGGUUGCUCUUCCGUGUCUUACAUGCAAUGAGCCUGCAUUAUCCCAACACUGGCUACGUGCAGGGCAUGGCGGCGCUAGCUGCGACUCUGUUGGCUUACUAUGAUGAAGAGAACGCAUUCGUGAUGCUUGUAAGAUUGUGGGACUUACGUGGGCUUGACAGGCUGUAUAUGUCGGGCUUCGAAGGUCUGAUGGAAGCACUGGAUGACUUUGAGAAGAAAUGGCUUAAAGGUGGUGAGAUAGCCGCGAAACUGACCGAGCUGGGCAUACCUCCCACGGCGUACGGAACGCGCUGGUAUCUCACCUUGUUCAACUACUCCAUUCCAUUUCCAGCUCAGCUUCGAGUAUGGGACGUUUUCAUGCUCCUUGGAGACUCGGACAGCGGGUCCGCUCCUAACGUAAGUGUACAGCCCAGUCCAUUUGGCACCACACUUGAUGUACUUCAUGCCACGUCGGCCGCAUUGAUCGACGGCACUCGCAACAUUCUCCUAGACUCGGACUUCGAAAACGCCAUGAAGGUCCUCACGAGCUGGGUUCCCAUUCAGGAUGAAGAUCUCUUCAUGCGGGUUGCAAAGGCUGAGUGGAAGAUGCAUCGUCGGAAAGCAUAG